GUUCCCGACUCCGCUGAGAUUGCAAUUGGAAACUUUGCGCUUUGUGUUGGUUUUUGUCUCCCUUGGGGAAGCUGGACGGCAGUUCGGCAGGCCCCGUGCGUGGCCAGGACCGCACACUGGGGGCCAUGGAGUUCACGGCGUCGCCCAAGCCACAGCUCUCCUCCCGGGCCAACGCCUUCUCCAUCGCCGCGCUUAUGUCGAGCGGCGGCUCUAAGGAGAAGGAAGCCGCCGAGAACACCAUCAAACCACUUGAACAAUUUGUUGAGAAGUCCUCCUGUGCCCAGCCCCUGGGUGAACUGACCAGCCUGGAUGCUCACGGGGAGUUUGCCGGCGGCGGCAGCAGUGGCAGCCCCUCCUCCUCCUCUCUGUGUACUGAGCCACUGAUCCCCACCACCCCCAUCAUCCCCAGUGAGGAAAUGGCCAAAAUUGCCUGCAGCCUGGAGACGAAGGAGCUCUGGGACAAAUUCCACGAGCUGGGAACAGAGAUGAUCAUCACCAAGUCGGGCAGGAGGAUGUUUCCCACCAUUCGAGUAUCCUUUUCUGGCGUGGAUCCUGAGGCCAAGUACAUAGUCCUGAUGGACAUCGUCCCCGUGGACAACAAGAGGUACCGCUACGCCUACCACCGGUCUUCCUGGCUCGUGGCUGGCAAGGCAGACCCACCACUGCCAGCCAGACCAAAGUUUACCAGUCAGUUGUUCCUAACCAGAAGAAAUAAUACUGGACAGUAUCAUUUGAUCUCCACAAUGGCAAGAUAUAUACAUUAUCUAAAGCUGUAUGUACACCCAGAUUCUCCUUUUACUGGUGAGCAGCUACUCAAGCAGAUGGUGUCUUUUGAAAAGGUGAAACUCACCAACAAUGAACUAGAUCAGCAUGGCCAUAUAAUUUUGAACUCCAUGCACAAGUACCAGCCGCGGGUGCACAUCAUUAAGAAGAAAGACCACACAGCCUCGUUGCUCAAUCUGAAGUCUGAAGAAUUCAGAACAUUCAUCUUUCCAGAGACCGUUUUCACAGCAGUCACUGCCUACCAGAACCAACUGAUAACCAAGCUGAAAAUAGAUAGCAACCCUUUUGCCAAAGGAUUCCGGGACUCCUCCAGGCUCACUGACAUUGAGAGGGAAAGUGUGGAGAGCCUGAUCCAAAAGCAUUCCUAUGCCCGCUCACCCAUCCGUACCUAUGGAGGAGAAGAUGAUGUGCUGGGGGAUGAGGUUCAGACAACACAGAAUCGAGGGUCGGCCUUUACGACAUCUGAUAAUUUGUCCCUCAGCUCCUGGGUCUCUUCUUCUUCCACUUUUCCUGGAUUUCAGCAUCCCCAGUCCCUCGCUGCUCUCGGCACCAGCACAGCAUCCAUAGCGACACCCAUUCCUCACCCUAUACAGGGCUCUUUGCCACCGUACAGCCGACUUGGGGUGCCUCUGACCCCGUCGGCCAUUGCCGGCUCCAUGCAGGGGAGCGGCCCGACAUUCCCCUCCUUCCACAUGCCCCGGUAUCAUCACUACUUUCAGCAGGGGCCUUAUGCUGCUAUCCAAGGACUGCGCCAUUCCUCCGCGGUGAUGACACCGUUUGUAUGACUCUUCUAAACCUAGGAGAAUCCAGAUCCAGAAUGUGCAAAUGGGUAUGAAAUGUGGGAG
Herpailurus yagouaroundi (jaguarundi) is the source of this 1628-nucleotide messenger RNA. It is a transcript of the gene TBX20, whose product is annotated as T-box transcription factor 20. NCBI's taxonomy places the organism in Eukaryota, Metazoa, Chordata, Mammalia, Carnivora, Felidae. Bases 126 to 1568 code for a protein of 480 amino acids. The record is from RefSeq and is a predicted model, not a curated record. Gene Ontology annotation, molecular function: RNA polymerase II cis-regulatory region sequence-specific DNA binding; DNA-binding transcription factor activity, RNA polymerase II-specific. Gene Ontology annotation, biological process: regulation of transcription by RNA polymerase II; cell fate specification; positive regulation of DNA-templated transcription. Gene Ontology annotation, cellular component: chromatin; nucleus. The transcript is spliced from 9 exons.